Messenger RNA from Tachysurus vachellii, 2990 nucleotides. It is a transcript of the gene pex10, whose product is annotated as peroxisomal biogenesis factor 10. Gene Ontology annotation, biological process: protein import into peroxisome matrix. The record is from RefSeq and is a predicted model, not a curated record. NCBI's taxonomy places the organism in Eukaryota, Metazoa, Chordata, Actinopteri, Siluriformes, Bagridae. Bases 238 to 1209 code for a protein of 323 amino acids. Gene Ontology annotation, cellular component: peroxisomal membrane. Gene Ontology annotation, molecular function: zinc ion binding. The transcript is spliced from 6 exons.
GUGACUAACACGGAAGUGAAAGGUGUGUGCACAAUAACAGGCGUUAAGUAUUAGCUCCUGUAUUACUAUUGUUUUGUUUUCUUUUUUCAGGUUUGCUAAAUGCAAGAAAGAAAGAAAGAAAGAUAGAUAGAUCUCUCAAUCUGUGUAGGUUCCCUAACAAGCUUGCUUACAGUUUUUUUGGUGACAGGCUAAAGCAACAUGCUAAAGGAGCUGCUUUAAACUUAUUCAAACUCCACAAUGUCGCUUGUUCCAGCUAAUCAGCCGCAGCUGAUCCGCUCCUCACAGAAGGACGAAUUUUAUCAAACUAGUCUGAGAAAUAACACCAACGACGCUUUCCAGACUCUUGCUGGAUCAAGACGAUGGCUGCAGUGGAGGAAAGAACUAGAAGUCCUAUCAGAUCUUGCCUAUUAUUCACUAACCACUCUGUCAGGAUAUCAGACAUUAGGUGAAGAGUACGUCAACAUUAUCCAGGUCGAUCCAACCAGACGCAGGAUUCCUUCACAGACACGCAGGCUGGCUCUCAUUCUGCUCCACACCUUCGUACCGUACUUCCUGGACAAACUUCUGGUCUGUAUAGAACAUGAGCUGGAGGUGGAGGAUUGGGAUUCCCAGAAUGCACAGCGAGACACGGUAUUAACCUGGAGCCCAAUGUCAUAUAUAAAGGCAUGGAUUCAGAGGGCAGUGAGAAUGCUGAAUAGUCAGCAGAGGAAAUCUUUAAAGCCUGUGGUCAUCGCAGUGCAGCAGGGGAUCACCAUCUUGCACAGGGUGCAUGUGGCUCUGUUCUACAUCAGUGGUGCAUUUUAUCACCUGGCCAAAAGGACAUCAGGCAUCAGCUAUCUCAGAGUGCAGCGAAUGGCCGUGGAUGAUAAAGGCAUCCGGACCAGCUACCGGCUUUUAGGGUGUGUGUCACUGUUGCAGCUGGCCAUCACACUUGCUCUGCAGUUUAACAGCCUGAGACAGAGGCAACGUGCCAGACACGAGUGGACACGGCACAGAAAUCUGCCCUCGAGUCCGCAGGAGACAUCGUCCUCUCGAUCUUCUCGCUGUAUUUUGUGCUUGGAGGAGAGGAGACACUCCACAACAACCCCCUGUGGCCAUCUGUUCUGCUGGGAGUGUAUCACAGAGUGGUGCAACACCAAGUCGGAGUGUCCGCUGUGCCGAGAGAAAUUUCAGCCUCAUCGCCUGGUUUUUCUGAGAAGAUACAGAUAGAUGACCGAAUAUUUCAACACAACAUGAACUCAGUCUUCAUUCCUGUGCUGCUUUUAAAUAAAAACCUUCAUGACCAACCGAUCUGUCGCGGUGCUACGACAUGCAUCGAUAUUUAACCAGAUCACACAAGACCCAUAUAGCUGAAGUGGAUUCCUAUGUGCCCAGUCUUGUGAUUGGUUCGUUUUGAUUCCUGACUAAUCUUUUAAUUAGCUAGCUACACGUAAAUAAAACAACUAGCUAUAGAUGUAUAAAUGUAAUCAAAGAAUAAGCACAAAAUAAUUUAUUGCUCAUUUUUACAUUUUGAAACAGCUUCGUCGGUCUGUUUUUCUUCUUCUGUAGUAGUUAAUGAUACUGUUUUAUUGUGUUCAUGCAGUAAAUGGAAAAUUGUUUGUCCUCAUUUGAAUUAUAAUCUCUUUGCUUUUUAAAGUAACUCCCUACGUUACUUAUCCUUCCUGUAAUAGCACAUUCGCCCAAGUGUGAUGUAGAAUAUAGUGGGAAGAGACUAAAAGACAGCAUUUAAAAAUUCAGUCCAUUUAUUUUGUGGCUAUCAAGUAAUCAGUAAUUGAGCAUAUUACGCUGGAUAGACCUCUUAACUCUGUUUUUCAGGUGGAUGACGUCCGUGACCAAACUGGAUGCAAUUUGUUUUAUUGAACAUUAAGCCACUAGUGUUUCCCAGAGGUGAUUUUUCACAUUUAAUGAGUCUAAUGAUUACUGUAAUGUAAAAUAAAUGGUCUGAAGCGCACGCCGUUUGAGCCUGUAAGUGUCUUCUACACGUCUAGUUUUAAUAUCGUCACCUCUUGAAGAUCAUUGAACUUUGUAAAUGAGACAUUUCCUCAAUAGAACGUUUGCCUUGUCACGGCACCUUCGGGCAGUGAAAGACAGAUCGUUUAGAGUGAUAUUCAGAGUAGAUGACCGGCGGUCUGUAUAUGGUGUUGAAAAAAGUUAGAGAAAGACUCACAGACCUUUUAGAUGGAAUACGCAAAGGCAUAUUUUAAUACAGGAACUCACUUGAGGGAAUCGUUUUCACUUCACUUCACUGAGCACCAUUUUAAAUCUGUCCCGAAGGAAGCAUUAGGUUUUAAACACCUUGAGAGAUUUAUAGACAAGUUAUUUUCACCAUAUGGCCUCAGAUCCUAGUGUUGCUUAUUAUUAUCUAAGGUCUAUUGCUGAGGAUAGACCAGUCUUCUAUUUUUAUGCAGAGAGGUUGUCCAAGGUUAACAGAUUGCUGCUAAAAGAAAAGCAGAAGUAGAAACCACACCGGACAGUUUGCUAGAAGCAAUCUGGUUGAUUUGUUUGCUUUUAUUUUUGGCUCUCAUGUCUCUGGAGACUUAGAACAAUCCAAAAUUACUAUUUGUCUCUGCUCCAAUUUGAAUUGGACUGAAAGUCAUUUGGUUACGUCACAAAUAGAAACAUGGAGUCCACAUGAGUGGACCAUUCCUCUUGGUGAUCAUUAGAGAAGAUGUGAUGGAAUCUUCUCCAUUUGUUGUUCGGUGCGCUCGACUUGUUCGUUAGCUUGCGGAUCGUAACCUUGCAUACUUGAGAUACGUCUCUUAGGGCCUUUUUACACCUGGUCACUUCAUGUGUUUUCUCUGAUCCGAUAGCUAUCUGAUUUGUUAAAACUGUUCCAUUUACAUUAGGCCACAUAAAUGCGUCUUGGCGAAUCGGAUAUCAAUCCGAUCUUUAUACUCACGCCCAAAAUGCAAAUAUAUUUUACCUCAUUUCCGGGGUAAUUGAAAUGGAACACGCUUUGGUGUAUGCGGUUUUCAGAAUGCAAUCAAAAA